Messenger RNA from Macrosteles quadrilineatus (aster leafhopper), 1640 nucleotides. Its product is annotated as transcription factor HES-1-like. Gene Ontology annotation, biological process: regulation of transcription by RNA polymerase II; regulation of neurogenesis; anterior/posterior pattern specification. The transcript has 7 exons. NCBI's taxonomy places the organism in Eukaryota, Metazoa, Arthropoda, Insecta, Hemiptera, Cicadellidae. Gene Ontology annotation, cellular component: nucleus. The record is from RefSeq and is a predicted model, not a curated record. Gene Ontology annotation, molecular function: protein dimerization activity; DNA-binding transcription factor activity, RNA polymerase II-specific; RNA polymerase II cis-regulatory region sequence-specific DNA binding. Bases 475 to 1542 code for a protein of 355 amino acids.
GGCACAGCAGCGUGUCAACAUGAAGUGUGUCAAACAGACAUCGGAGCGUGCUGUCGUGUAGUAAGUGGGAGAGUGGAGGGAGGCACGGAGGCACAGCGGUGUGUAUAAUGCCGCACCCGAGCGCGGUUAUUUCCGCAGUCGCCGCCGGCGCUUCAUCGCCAAAUUACGAGGGAGGAGCGAGCGUGUCUGUCGCCUCGCCAGUUAACUGAAUUAUUCAGCGUUUUAUAGUUCGCAGCGCGUGGGGUGUUGGUGGGGUGGUGGUGGCACGCCUGACAGCAGUCCAGUGCCGCCACAACUUCGCAGUGCAUCGCUCCAUAUCUCUCUUCCUCACACAACACCUCGUUAUCAGUAGCCGCCCUCGGGGAUCUCGUUCGCUUAAGGUUACCUCAAGAAGUUUCUCUAUGCCCGUCGCCCCGCGUGGUACCCAAUGUCUGGUGAUGCAGUGAUCGGCGCUACCACGCUGCAGGGCCAACUAUGACGGCCAAACUGUCCUCACCAAGUGACAGGAACAACAACAGCCAAUCAGAGGCUCUCGUUGGACAAGAGGCGAGCUCUUCGACCAAUAGGAGUGCGACGAGGAAGUCUACGAGCACAGCCUGUAAGAGUUCUGCAGGAAAGAAGUCUUCUGGUAAAGUGGGAUCUUCCCUGCCUCUAGUGGCAGCUGUUGGCAUCUCCAAGGACGGCCGCAGGGCCAACAAGCCCCUAAUGGAGAAGCGACGCAGAGCUCGUAUCAACCAAUCACUGGCAGUGCUCAAAGCCCUCAUUCUGGACUCUGCCAAGAUGGAGAACACAAAACACUCUAAGCUGGAGAAAGCAGACAUCUUGGAGUUGACUGUUCGCCAUCUUCAGCGGCAAAAGACACUUAGCUGUGGGACGCUGGACAAGUAUAAGGCCGGGUUCCAGGAGUGUGCUCGUGAGGUGACAAGGUUUCUGGAUACACCGGAACUACAGCUGGGCCCCACAGCCCCGCUAGCCCCAGGGCCCCCGCUGAUAGACACCGGCAUCAAACAGAGACUGUUGCGACACAUGGACUCUUGUUUGUCAGAAAUUGACCUGGACUUCAGCCUAGCGACCAUGAGAACUUCCCUGGACUCUGAAACAGACCAGAGGCUAGACAGGCUGGAGGAAAUGCUCAUGGGAGGACCAAAAGUUCAGACUCCAGUAGACAACGAAGAAAUGACAAAGCCUGACAGCAGCACAACCUCGCCUGGAGAUGAGAACAACAACAGCCACAACAAGGCUCGACGGAAGCCACCGACAGCGACGCGGCUACGCAAACCUGACAAGAAACCUGUUGUCACCUCGACCAAGGCAAAUGAACCUGCCUCAACCUCCUCUAGUCAACCUAACCUCUCAGUGGUGCAGGUCAUACCCUCCAGACUACCAGAUGGCCAGGUAGUGUUCCUGUUGCCAAGCACCUACGUCGCCACAAAGACCGACCAAGACUGCCCGCUAGACUUCAGCGUCAAGAGAGAAGACGAACCCAUCACCAUCAAACAGGAGGUCCAAGCCAAAGACGAAGAUGUCUGGAGGCCAUGGUAGAUGGACUGUAGUCAUCGUUGUGUAAGCUACCAGUAAAUGUAAACGCAUAAAACUCCCCGUAAAAUAAUCAUUCUUCAAACCAAUAUUUGACUUUGGAA